AGUAUAUAAUUUUCUUGGAAGAACCACUUCCGCACCUUCUUCCGAGUUUCCUUUUACAUAGUAUAAAUGCAAUAUAAAUUUUCUUCUUAUCACUAACACAUAUUUUUUGUUAUAUAUAUACACACACCCCUCUAAUUCAGCUUUGGAGUAACCUAGUUGAAGAUGCCAUGGGAAACCUCUUUGGCAAAAAUAAAAAGCGUGACACUGAAAGUGCCAACAAUAAUAAAGGAAGAGGUGGAAGAAUCUACACUGCCGUGACCACAAGAGGCUUACCACCUCAUUUCCCAACACAAUUACCUCAUUCACAGCCUCCACCGCUAUUAUAUCCAACUCUAGAACCUCCGCCACCGCCACCGCCGCCGCCGCCGCCACCGGCACUACCACAAUCCAUGUCCAAGAAACCAAGUUUUGCGAGAGUUUUCGCUAAACAAAGCUCUUCAGUCAUGAACAACAAUCAAUCUGCUGCCAAGAAGUAUGCUUUGAUUCGUGAUAACUUCUCUACCCUUGAACAGGUGACUACAGCCCUGAGGAAAGAAGGAUUAGAAUCAUCAAAUCUCAUCCUUGGAAUUGAUUUUACAAAGAGCAAUGAAUGGACUGGCAGAAUCUCAUUCAAUAAAAGAAGCCUGCAUGCUAUUGGAAGUACACCUAACCCUUACGAGAAGGCCAUCUCUAUUAUUGGCAAGACAUUGGCUCCCUUUGAUGAUGAUAACUUGAUUCCAUGUUUUGGAUUUGGUGAUGCUACUACCCAUGAUCAAGAAGUGUUUAGCUUUCACAGUGAUCAUUCACCUUGCCAUGGCUUUGAGGAAGUUUUGGCCUGCUACCAGAAAAUAGUUCCAAACUUGAAACUUUCAGGACCAACUUCUUAUGCCCCGGUGAUUGAGGCUGCUAUAGACAUUGUGGAGAAAAAUCGUGGCCAAUUCCAUGUGUUGGUUAUAGUUGCUGAUGGCCAGGUUACAAGAAGUGUCGACACAAGUGAUGGAGAACUCAGUCCUCAAGAAGAAAAAACAAUUAAAGCAGUAGUUGAUGCAAGCGCAUAUCCGCUUGCGAUAGUUCUGGUUGGAGUUGGUGACGGGCCUUGGGAAGACAUGAGAAAAUUUGAUGACAAGAUACCAGCACGUGAUUACGAUAAUUUUCAGUUUGUUAAUUUCACGGAAAUCAUGUCCAAAAACAUAAGCCCGUCGGAAAAAGAAGCAGCUUUUGCUCUGGCUGCUCUCAUGGAGAUCCCCUUCCAAUAUAAAGCAACCAUGGAAUUCGGAAUACUCGGACGUGUAACAGGAAGAGCAAAGAGAAUAGUUCCAAAACCUCCUCCUGUUCCUUAUUCUAGGCCUGCACCCAGCAUUAAUACAGCAGCAUCCUCCGGAGAUGACCAAAACCAAACGGCCUGCCCAGUUUGUUUGACCAAUGCAAGAGAUUUGGCCUUUGGAUGUGGGCACAUGACUUGCAGAGAGUGUGGACACAAAUUAACUAAUUGUCCCAUGUGCCGAGAGAGGAUCACUAGUCGUCUCAGGGUGUACAGCGGGUGAUUGUAAUGAAAACCAUGCACAUUAAUUACAUAGUUUGCAUAACAUGCCUUUCUCAAUAGGGUUUAUAUAUGGUGAGGUUAAAAGUCUAAAAAUGAUAGCUUGUCUCUGUUUGGGAUGUUUCAAGUGUAUUGAAAAAUGGAGAUGAAUUGUGCAAGGUUUCUAUAUAUAUGCAUGGUUCGUGUCGAUGCGUUUGAAGUUGUAUAUUACUAUAUACCUGCACAUAAUGUUUAAUAUAUUUAUGGUCUCUAAUCAAAUUUUUGCUCUGCA
Molecule: messenger RNA, 1790 nt
Organism: Glycine soja
Lineage: Eukaryota; Viridiplantae; Streptophyta; Magnoliopsida; Fabales; Fabaceae
Product: E3 ubiquitin-protein ligase RGLG4-like
Exons: 11
Coding region: 168-1523 (451 amino acids)
Source: RefSeq, a predicted model, not a curated record